AUGGGCAAACCGAUCAAACAUUUGGUGCUGGACACGAACGCCUUCAUCCGUCCUGUCGAGCAGCUCCAUAACAUUGCCGAGAAUUUCUACGCGCCGCCCGGCGUCUUGGCCGAGGCGAGAUGUUCUCGGAGCAAGAUCAAGCUCGACACGUUCCCGUUCGAGAUUCGUUGGGUGGAGCCGUCGUUGGAAGCUUUUCAGAAAGUUGUCGAAGAGGCGAAGCGCGUCGGCAACUACCCGGAGCUGUCGGCCGUCGAUUUGAAGGUGAUCGCCCUCACCUACGAUCUGACCCAGCGGCACCCCACCAAGAGCAGCAACAAGGCGCUGGACGGAUUGACGGUGGAGCAGGUGGAGGCAUCAAUCGCGAAAAUUGCGCUGGAAGAAGCUGAGGCCGGGAAACCCGAAGAGACGCCUGCCGGAGCCGAUGCUGCGAAAGAAGUGACGACAUCAAGCCUGCCGCCCGGCUUCGCGAAGGAUGAUGACUCGGAGGAGGAGGGCUGGCUUACAGCAGAGUCGCUCGAUGCCGCUCUGAACAAACUGGGUGCCAUUGAGUUGUGCGAUGGAGCCGAAGUUGGAUGUCUUACAACGGAUUAUGCUGUGCAGAACGUCCUUCUCCAUAUGCAUCUCGAGCUCAUCUCUUUCGCGGGCUACCGAAUCCAGCGUCUGCAGACGUACGUCCUCCGCUGCCGCGCCUGCUACGGCACCACAAGCAACAUGACCAAGGAGUUUUGCCAGAAAUGCGGCAACAAGUCACUACACAAGUGCGCCGUCACGCGCGACAAGGACGGCAAGGAGCAGCUGCAUAUCAACUGGAAUCGUCUCACAAACCUGCGCGGGCUCAAGUACAGCAUGCCGGCGCCGCGGGGUGGCAAGCACGCCAUCGUCGAGAAGAUUGUCGAGGACCAACGAAUGCCCGACCAGCGUAAGCCGCGGCACUACGGACGUGUCGGCAUCCGGAAUGGCGCCAUCGACGUCGACAACCCGUUCGACUUCGAAAACAAGCAGCCCACGACGAGGAAGCAUCCCGUUAAA
Molecule: messenger RNA, 1029 nt
Organism: Mesorhabditis spiculigera
Lineage: Eukaryota; Metazoa; Nematoda; Chromadorea; Rhabditida; Rhabditidae
Source: the annotation of a GenBank genome assembly